This is a messenger RNA of Solanum pennellii, 2464 nucleotides long. RefSeq names its product probable receptor-like protein kinase At5g18500. Gene Ontology annotation, molecular function: protein kinase activity; ATP binding. The transcript is spliced from 9 exons. Bases 533 to 2059 code for a protein of 508 amino acids. The record is from RefSeq and is a predicted model, not a curated record. NCBI's taxonomy places the organism in Eukaryota, Viridiplantae, Streptophyta, Magnoliopsida, Solanales, Solanaceae. Gene Ontology annotation, biological process: protein phosphorylation.
UUUCUAAUACUAGUAUGUUAAUGGCAGUAAAGUUUUCUUUUUUAUUUUCUUUCUGAAUUCUGAUAAUCAGUCAUCUUCAUGAGAAAUUAAAAAAAGGGGUUGGGGGUGCCAACUAAGAGUUUGCCUUCCACCUCUUCCAUGACUUCCCUUUUACUGUUUGUAAGGCAUUUCCUCAUCACCUACCACUGAUAACUCCAUCCUUCCUUUCCUUUCUCUGUCAUAUUUCUAUGCUAAAAAAAUUGUCCACAAAAAAUAAAUCAUAUACAUUAUUACAAUUCUAUGUAUCUUUACUCUCUUUUGUAAAUUUACUACUUUUGUUGUUGUUAUCUGGUUUACUGUUGAGGGGGGCAGGUGGUGGUCUAAGAAAACACCAUCUCAGCUUAGAUUUGGACUUGAAUCUCUCAAUGCUGUGAAGAAUCAGAUACAAGAUUAUCUGUAGGGAUUGGUUAAUGAUGAUGGAGUUCUUGAGAUCUGGGCAUUGAAGAUUUGGUUUUGGGUAAUAUCUCAGGAAGGUCUCUUGACAUCCUAGAAUAUGGCUGGUAGUCUAAACGAUGAAUUAUCCAAAAAAACUGCUGUUUUCGGUCUCAAGGUCUGGCAAUUGAUCGGAAUUUUUGUUGGAAUUUUUAUUGUGGUAAUCCUCUUACUGUUGACAUUAUAUCUCACUUUACGGAGGAAGUCGAGAAGAGGUACAGACAAUCUCCCUGUCAGCCAAAUACCUUCAGUUUCUAAGGAAAUUAAAGAAGUUCGUGUUGAGCAAGUAUCAACAAAUGAUUUUUCUCCACGAGACGGAAUUCUUCUCACCAUUCAUGACAAAACCAGUGAUAAAGAAUCAGAUAAGGUUCUGGUUCAUCUUGGAAUGGGGAAAAAGAAUGGAGAUAACAGCAGUCAAUCAGGUUCCUUCCAUCAUGUUGACAAGGAAGGUUGUGGAUCGCAAUCAGGAGAAGAAGGGAGUUCAUGCAAAAGUGCAAUGUAUAAAGCUUAUAAUUCACAUCCAAUAACUGCUCCUUCUCCUCUAACCGGAUUACCUGAGUUUUCUCACUUGGGUUGGGGCCACUGGUUUACAUUGAGAGAUCUUGAGCUUGCAACAGGCCGGUUUUCAAAGGAGAAUAUUCUUGGUGAGGGUGGAUAUGGCAUUGUCUACCGGGGGAAUUUGAUUAAUGGAACACCUGUAGCUAUUAAGAAGCUCCUCAACAAUCUAGGCCAAGCUGAGAAAGAGUUCCAAGUGGAGGUUGAAGCCAUUGGCCACGUGCGUCACAAAAAUUUGGUCCGCCUUCUAGGAUACUGCAUUGAAGGAACUCACAGGAUGCUGGUUUACGAGUAUGUCAACAAUGGCAAUUUAGAACAGUGGCUUCAUGGAGCUAUGCGACACCACGGGUAUCUCACUUGGGAGGCUAGGAUGAAGGUUCUCCUUGGGACAGCUAAAGCUCUUGCGUAUUUGCAUGAGAAUAUUGAGCCCAAAGUUGUUCAUCGAGACAUAAAAUCAAGUAAUAUAUUGAUUGAUGAUGACUUCAAUGCGAAGGUCUCUGAUUUUGGUCUGGCCAAACUGCUUGGUGCUGGUAAAAGUCAUAUCACAACUCGAGUCAUGGGUACCUUUGGGUAUGUGGCUCCUGAAUAUGCAAAUACUGGUCUCUUGAAUGAAAAGAGUGAUGUUUAUAGCUUUGGGGUAGUGUUGUUAGAAUCGAUCACAGGAAGAGAUCCUGUGGACUAUGGCCGUCCUGCCCAAGAGGUGAAUCUUGUCGAUUGGUUGAAAAUGAUGGUUGGAAGCAGGCGCUCUGAGGAAGUAGUAGAUCCAAAUAUUGAAACAAGGCCACCAACAAGAGCUCUCAAAAGAGCCCUUCUGACUGCUCUGAGAUGUGUUGAUCCAGAUUCUGACAAGAGACCAAAGAUGAGCCAAGUUGUUCGUAUGCUUGAAUCAGAGGAAUAUCCCAUACCAAGAGAGGAUCGAAGGCAACGAAGAUCUCAAGCAGGUAACGGGGAGAGUGAUUCUCAAAACUACGACACUGACAAGAGUGACAACCCAGAUCCAAGGUCUGAAAGUAGAAGAAGCCAUCAAGUAUAACCAUCAAAGACACAUCUUUCUGGUCUUUCAUGAGAAGUGUGCCAUAACAAAGCUUUCAUUAUAAUGAAAGUCUACGGGAUCAAAUGAGUAGGAGGAUGAACUGUUUCUGCUGGUAUAUUGUUGGUCAGAAGAGAUUGACUACUUUUCUUCUCCCUUCAAGGGUUCUAUUCUUUCUUAAUAUCUUUUAUUUGUAUCUUGUUUUUUGGUUCUUUCCUUGUAUGAAAGUAGAUAGGGAGUAAAUUGUUGUGGACUUAAUGGUCUUGUAACUAAACUGGAAGCAAUCAGGGGCGGGGGCUUUGUGUACAGAAGAAUUUCUUGCUUCGCUAUUCAACAUUAUUCAAGUAGUAUUGUAAUUUAUUUUCUUCUAAAGUGAAUACCAUGGUUUAAAUUCUAGCAGAAACUAAA